GGAAUCUCGACAGCGGGGUAUCAGGGGAGUCGGGGGGCUUCCAUGGACUUGCCCUAUUGUGCGAGAGCAUUGAUGACACGCAGGCUGGCUUGUUUCCUUUCUCUUUCAUUUUUCUCAUGUUUGCAGCCGCGUUCUUGUGCUUGAGUCUCAAGCUUGCUGGACUAAGCCUUAAAGGUUGUGCAAGUGAUGAGAGAAUAGGCGAUAGAUGACGACAAGGCGCAUGUGAUCCGAGUCCCGGUCGCCUGCCUAACACAACGCUUUUAUCAUAUCUGGCCAGCCAUUGUUUCCUCUCCAUCUUCUGCUUUUACCUAAAGAAUCACUCCGCAGUCGAGCCGAAAUACCAGGCCCGCCCAUUCGCGGUUUCCGAAAGCAUUCGCCCGACACAAAUCACACAGGCCGUGCCAAUGCCUUCGUCUGAUAUCGCCAGUCCAGACAUCGCGGCAAUCAUCGCGCCAGUGCUCUCAGCCCUGCCUGGUGCGGCUGUCUCAACAGAGCCUGCCACGACAGUCUUGCCAUUUCUUACGCCAAUCCUCCGGCAGCGGGUUCAAGUCUUUUCGUCUCCCAGCCAAGAGCCAUCCGGUUCAUCUCAGGGCUCGGAGCCAUGGAUUCGUCUCCUGACAUACGACGCCGUGAAGGUCGCUCAGCUGACCAAAGUCGCCCAGAGUGGUAGCUUAGACCCCCAUCCAGUGUCUGGUGAGAUCGAGGUCGACUGGGAUUGCGACAUCGGCGUCAGGUACAAGAGGCUAGACGAAGAAACACUGCAAGCAUUGGUGGUUUUGAAAGAGCUGGGCCUCUUCUUCCGGCUUGAGUACUGCAUGCACGACUCGAUUGAUGGCGGUGCCGGAUGGCGUGUUGGGGAAAUCAGGGUCGCCGAUUCCUCGUUCCUCAUCUCCUUUGGCGGUUUCCCCGAUAUACGGCAAGCUGAGAAGGAGUUCCAGGCGGCCAAAGCGGCAGUCAAUAGCCGGCCCAUCGUCAACGGCAGCCUGGCGGCAAACAGCAGCCAAGGCAGUUGGAGUGCGCAGGACCCCGCAGAUGAUGAAGACGACGACGAUGAUUACUGGGCUCGAUACGACGCCACACCGUCACGAACACCCGCCGCAAAGCACUCCCCUGCCCCUCGGGCACCUACGCAAGCGUAUGGAUCCAGUAUCCAGCGCAGCCAGUCCGCCGAGGCUGAAGACGCAUAUUUUGCCCAGUACGACUCGGUCCAGCCAGCAAUGGACAACCACGACCCCGACGAGCAGGCCGUUCUUGACGAACACGUUGAGUCACUUCCGUCGCUUGGGCUUGCAAAACCACAACCCGCCCAAGGCAACGGAACAUCAACAACAAUAACAACGACCAACCAGAAAAACACCACCAGCAACGACGGCCCGGCUCUGGCCCAGCCCAUCCCCAUCAAACCCAACUCGGUCCGCUCGUCGGCCUCGCACGGCAGCGGCAGCGGCAGUAGCAGCCAGGAGGAGUCGUGGGUGAUGGCGCAGCCGCGGCCCGGGUCGAGCGCGAGCGCCAGCUCGUCCAACGGGUCUCAGACGGUCGCGCGGCUCGAGGGCGCCGCCGAGACGCGCCAGCAGGCCGAGUUUGGCGUCAGGCAGCACAUUGCGCGCAGCAUCCGCAGCCUCUUCCUACUGUCGCGGGCGUCGGGGAUCGAUCGGGACGAGUUUGAGAGGAUGGUCCGGAUGGAGUUGGAUGUGCUCGGUAUGGUUGAAGACAGUAUUUGAGAGAGGCGGGGCUGUCUGCAGUGGCACGUGUUGGAUCUAUCUGUCUGUUGCUCGCAUGUUAUGGAGAGGGUUUGUGUUCGGUUCUGUCAUUCCAGCCAAAUGGGAGGUUUCGUUACUGAUCUGUCUGCUCUGUUCUACCUACCUUAGUCAAGAGUGCAUCUGAGAUGGAGUUGUAGGAGUUCGUAGGAAUAUCUGGUUGUAACAAGCAUUUAUGUUAAGAGACAUUUGGCCAAGCAGCCGUGGAACCACGAAUAACUAUCCAGUGAGCAAAGCAUCUUGACUUGUGGAAUUUGACAC
Molecule: messenger RNA, 2018 nt
Organism: Parathielavia appendiculata
Lineage: Eukaryota; Fungi; Ascomycota; Sordariomycetes; Sordariales; Chaetomiaceae
Exons: 1
Coding region: 405-1721 (438 amino acids)
Source: RefSeq, a predicted model, not a curated record